Molecule: messenger RNA, 2064 nt
Organism: Durio zibethinus
Lineage: Eukaryota; Viridiplantae; Streptophyta; Magnoliopsida; Malvales; Malvaceae
Gene: ACR9
Product: ACT domain-containing protein
Source: RefSeq, a predicted model, not a curated record
AGAAGAACAAGAAAUUGGCUAACCCCGUCGCCGUAGCACCCAACAUAUCUCCGCCGGUGACAACCCCUAAAAUAAAUAAAAUCCCACAUUUACUCCUCUUAGAAACCAAUCCCUAAAAAUACCCGCCAAUUCUCCGUCAAUGGGGAUUCCAAACGACGACGUUGUUUUAAUCCAGUUAUCCAAAGCACCAUCCGAGCCCACCGUCGUCACCAUUAAUUGCCCCGACAAACCCGGUCUCGGCUGCGAUCUUUGCCGUACAAUUCUCGAAUUUGGUUUUUCAAUUACCCGAGCAGAUUUUUCCACGGAUGGAAGAUGGUGUUACAUUGUAUUUUGGUUGGUUCCAAACGUUUCGAAUUCGUCGAAAAUUGAUUGGGGGAGCUUGAAGAAUCGGUUAUUUUCAUUGUGUCCUUCAUGUUUGGUUCCGUUUUAUUACUUUACUAAUCAGCAAGGACAUGGAAAUGGAAAUUCAACUCAUUCUUCUUUGGUUUAUUUGUUGAAACUUUGUUGCUUGGAUCGUAAGGGAUUGCUUCAUGAUGUUACAAAGAUAUUGUCCGAGCUUGAAUUUACGAUUCAAAGAGUGAAAGUUAUGACAACGCCAGAUGGAAGAGUUGUCGACUUGUUUUUUAUCACCGAUGGAAUGGAACUUUUACAUACAAAAAAGAGGCGAGCUGAUACCAUUGAGCAUCUGAUUACUGUUUUGGGAAAGUAUUGUAUCAGCUGUGAGCUUCAGUUGGCGGGGCCCGAAUAUGAGAGUCUGAAGGCAUUGCCUUCUCUCCCUCCUGCAGUUGAAGAGGAGUUAUUUACCUAUGAGUUGGCUGACAAGGAAGCUAGCACAAAGGAACACAAAUCAGAUCUGAUGGCAUUGAAGAAGGCCACUGUUACUGUAGAUAAUAUGUUGAGCCCUGCCCAUACACUGCUUCAAAUACAAUGUGUUGAUCAGAAAGGACUCUUUUACGACAUUUUGAGGAUUUCAAAAGACUGUGAUUUGCAGAUCGCUUAUGGUAGAUUCUCUUCAAGCGUGAAAGGCUACCGUAAUAUGGAUCUUUUUGUUCGGCAAGCAGAUGGGAAAAAAAUCGUGGAUCCCAAGCACCAGAGUGUUUUAUGUUAUCGUUUAAAGGAGGAGAUGCUUCACCCAUUUCGACUGAUUAUUGUUAACCGAGGCCCUGAUACUGAACUCGUGGUUGCUAACCCCGUUGAGUUAUCUGGAAAAGGAAGGCCUCGAGUUUUCUAUGAUGUUACAUUGGCUCUUAAAAUGCUAGGGAUAUGCAUUUUUUCGGCUGAAAUUGGACGGCAUUCAACAUCAGAUCGCCAGUGGGAAGUCUACAGAUUUCUUUUGGAUGACAGCCGUGAAUUUCCUUUAGCAAGCAGUCAAGCUAGAAAUCAGAUUGUGGACAGAGUAAGAAGAAUAUUGAUGGGUUGGUGAGCUGAUCUACAUUUUGAUGGUGAGCGAUGGUUUUGCUCUCGGGGUGUGUCGUGCUGUCCAAUCACAUUGCAACAUAUCAAACAACUCCUUAUUGGAACCAAUUGAUGUAGACACUACCAUGGUGUCCUAGUUCGUUAAAUCCGGAUUCAAACUUGUUCAGAAGCAAAGAUUGGGACACCACUUUGAGUUGUGUAAGAUUGGAAUGUGAGGUAUUUGUUGCAGCCUUUGGCUUUUGGGACUCUUAAAACUGAAAUUCUAUCAUCUUUUAAUGUAUACAUAGCUUUUGCUUUUAGUCGAAAAUUCUCAAUAUAUACUUCCAAAAUACUGUGUCAAAUUCUUCUUUGUAUGAAUGCACAGCAAAAUUAUGACAUGCCUUGAAGAAAAAGUUGAGAUUAGGAUCAAAUUGCCCAAGGCUAACCUCUUUACUACAUUAGAAGAGACGAAAUCCGAGACUCGGUUCAUCAAGCAACAUCUUCCUCAAAUGAGUUCUUUCCAUUUUUCUUCUGGAAACAAUAUUUGUAUGUAUGACAAUGGUGAUGAAGCUAUUCUUAAUUUGACAUGAAUAUUGAGCUUGUAAUGAAAUUUUUGGAGCAUUCCUAAGAAGAAAGAAAGUGUUUUCCAUUGCAUUUUACAUGGUCAGA